AUCAAAUUAGAUAUGCCAACAUUGUUUGAAUUAAUAUCACCCUUUUUGAUAGGAGGUAUUUCAGGAUGUACAGCUACAACCUUUGUACAACCUAUGGAUACAGUAAAAGUAAGAAUUCAAGUCAGAAGUGAACUUAAAGGAUAAGGUUAAGCUGUAAAUAUCAGCACUUUAGAAAUUGUGAAGGAUAUUAUUAAAUCAGAAGGACCCUUCGGAUUUUACAAAGGGUUGAUAUAAAUAAUAUAUUAUUAGAAUUGGAGCUGCUCUAUUAAGAUAAGUCACUUAUGCUACAACUCGUUUAGGAUUAUAUAGAGCAAUAGAUGAUCAUUAUAAAAGAACACAUGGUAGAAGCAUGUACUUCACAGAAAGAUGUUUAGCAUCCUCAUUUUCAGGAUUUGUUGGAUCAAUUGUAGGAAACCCAGCUGAUUUAUGUUUGGUUAGAUUCUAAGCAGAUACUCUCUUACCAGAAGCAUAAAGAAGAAAUUAUAAGAAUGUAUUUGAUGCUCUCCACAGAAUUGUUAGUGAAGAGGGACUCUUAACUCUCUGGAGAGGAUCAUUACCUACAGUCAUCAGAGCUAUUGCUAUGAAUUUAAGUAAUUUUAUAUAUUAUCUUUAAUAGGUAUGUUAACAACCUAUGAUUAAAUUAAAGAUAUUAUAGUCUCACUUCAUGGUAAAGGAAAAGAAGACUAUACCGAUAAACUAUUGUAUAAAUUCUUUUCUUUAUUUCUCUCUUAGAUCUUCUGCAGCAGCUGGUAUUGGAUGUGCCAUUGCUUCAUUGCCUCCUGAUAAUCUCAAAACCAAACUUUAAAGAAUGAAAAAAGAUCCAGUUACAGGACAAUUCCCUUAUAAAAAUAUCGGAGAUUGUUUCCUUAAAGUAUUUCCUACUCUAUUAUUAAUUUAGACUAUACAAAGGGAAGGUGUUACAGGAUUAUGGGUUGGCCUCCCAGUUUUUUAUACAAGAGUUGGACCACAUGCAAUGAUUACUUUGUUAGUCUAAGAUACAUUGACUCAAAUGUGGAAUCCUCCAAAGUAAAAAAAUUGAUAUUCAUCUAAAAAUUAUACAUUUAAUCACAAUUCUG
Messenger RNA from Paramecium sonneborni, 1076 nucleotides. NCBI's taxonomy places the organism in Eukaryota, Ciliophora, Oligohymenophorea, Peniculida, Parameciidae. The record is from the annotation of a GenBank genome assembly.